Molecule: messenger RNA, 282 nt
Organism: Racocetra persica
Lineage: Eukaryota; Fungi; Glomeromycota; Glomeromycetes; Diversisporales; Gigasporaceae
Source: the annotation of a GenBank genome assembly
AUGAUGCUAUCUUCAAAAACCAUAACUGCACUUUCUUGUGCAAAUAAAUUUUCUGAAGAUUUUGUUGCGGAUAAUAGUAUACUUAUAUGCCGAUUCUGUAAUUAUAGUGUGAGCUUUUUGAAUAAGUCAUCAGUUACCUCUCAUAUUGCUGGAACAAAGUAUAUUCAAAGAUGUGUAUUAUUUGAAAAAAAUCAAAAAAAUAAAUUGCAACAAACUAUGCUAGCUGUAUUAAAAUCAGGGAAGUCUAAAAGAAAAUUAAUCUGUAAUUUAUUAGAAGUUUGG